Molecule: messenger RNA, 9986 nt
Organism: Seriola aureovittata
Lineage: Eukaryota; Metazoa; Chordata; Actinopteri; Carangiformes; Carangidae
Product: lysine-specific demethylase RSBN1L-like
Exons: 9
Coding region: 2843-7123 (1426 amino acids)
Cellular component (GO): nucleus
Source: RefSeq, a predicted model, not a curated record
AUCUGCAGACCGAAAUGUACGCACACACACAUGCUAAUGUGACAAUUAAUUAAUCAUAGCAGAUGGUAUAAACACACAUUAGCUCACUGUCUUACACAGAGACCUUGAGGGUUUCACAUUUGUAUUCACUUUACACACAUAGAGAGGAACAGCAGGUGGGCACACAUACUGUAAUUAUUUGCAAGUGAUCACAUGUCGCCACUGCUCAUAUCAGGUUAAUUAUACAAACAUUAUAUCAUAGUCACGGACAAAAGCACUUCUUAAAACAGUAUUGAUCCACAAACAUAUCACAUGACGUUCACAUGAACAUUUAAGACAAAAGACAAAAACUACUUUUUUUUGAACAGAUAAAAACACCUCUAUACUAGCAAAGUUUUGGGGGGCUGUAUACAGUGACAGUUCCAGCCCAUUUAAACCACUGGGGCCUGACUGGGGCCAGUUAAACCAACUCUGAGGCAGAGUGGUUCAGAAGCUAAAUCAGGCUGGUCAUUUAAUCGAAGGCACAAUAAUUACCAAGUUAACAACUUCCAGUUUGUAGUACUGUUCCACUGUGGCGUAACACAAAAAUCCACACAAAAUUCAGUUAGCAGCAACAACAGAUUUAUGUUCACAUCCAAAUGCACAUGAUAUAAAUAUGUGAUUUUUACAAUCCUAUCCCAUGAAUUUAUAUAGCACACAAAAAUACAUAAUUAUGAUACUACAAAGCUUAUACUCGGAUAUUAAUAGAAAUCAGGACUGAAUAUUUCAAAAAGUGAACAUUUUAAACAUUUACAGUUCCUAAAGUUUAUGCUAAUGAAAAAAAGAAAGUGUCAGUGCAUGCAUCAAAUACAUGACUCACACUCUUAUCUGUGCAUGACAUCCAGAACUUAACCUAUAAGGCCUUCACUAUUAAAGUUAAUUGAAUCUCUGUGCAGCUUAAAAGUAUGCCAGCAAAAUGUUUAAAUGUUGCAGCGGACGUUUCUUUUAAUGUGUAAUAUAUCCAUAAUAAAGCGGGACCCAGUGAGCCUCACACCGCUCCAGUGGCUUCUUUCCUUUACUUGUUCAUGCACAUUUUAUAACUUUCUCCUUUUAUUUUACUCACAACUGAUAAUCUAUGCAGGGUUUUCCUCUCAGUAGCACAGUACGAAUACAGUCUACCUCACACACACACACACACACACACACACACACACAGACUAACGCGCUCUCUCUGUGUAGUAUAAAUUAAGCCAGGUUGCUAUCUUAACUGGGUCACCUCAGUUUUCCCAUGGAGCGGUUUAACAUGUUAUGUAAUGGCUUAUAAAUAUAGCCAAUCAGUGUUGAGUAUACCGGCAGGCUGCGCUGCCAUCUGAAGAAAAUGAAAACUGUGUCAGCUCUGUCUUUAACGCUUGCAAUUUAAGAUGUAUUUGAAUAGAUUAAUUUUAGGUAAAUUAGUUUUAUACAGUAGAUGCUGGAAGAGUUUGACUUUCUCUUACACACAUUUACUUCACGGUGUUCUCUUAAGCUGCCCCUGCACACACAGACAUCAGAUUUCCACUUCCGGCUUGCAUCAUACAAUAAUCUUGUCACAACGUUCAUGGUCAGUUGUAACUUUACAACCCUCCUUGUGCAGCCGCUAAUCAUGUUUAGUAUUCACGGUUGGCUGUCACACGCUGACAGGCCUUGUGCUGAGAAUCUGAGUCGAGAAAAUGUUUUCAUCUCAACAAAUCAAAGUGUAAACAGUGCUGGAGGAUUCAUGACACUGUAUAAUGAUGUGUUCUAUGUGUGAGAGUGAUAAGCUCAUCCAGUUGUGAAGAUUUGAUGAAAGAGUGCACGGUUAUCUCUUUGAUGGGAACAUUUCCAUUUCAACCAACACACCCCAUCACCACCAAACUUCUCCACAUGUUCUGUCAGUCUUUUGUGGACUCUUGCGCCGAUAGUUAGUCUGCACAGUGUUGGUGUCAAGUCCAGACAUAGAACCCUCAACUAAGUCAGAGAAAAUGUGAGUCCAGAAAUAAGUUAAUAUCUAAAAUAAAACAAUUAAUUGUUUAUCAUUUAAACUAAAGCAGAACAUUUUAACAUGAUAAAGACACUUUAAAAUCACUUGAGUUUGUCUCUUUUUUUUAAUUUCAACCAGUUUCAAUCAAAUCAUAAACAGCUUUUUAAAGGUAUUUAGGGAUAAUGCUUAGAUUAUUAGUAUAUUAACUGAUUAGUUGUUUGACAGGAAAUGAAUCACCAACAAAUUUCCUCAUUAAUUAAUGUUUCAGUGUUUUAUAAAGCAAAACAAAACAUCCUUUGCUUUUAGCUUCUCAAAUGUGAGGAUUUAAUUUUUUCCUGUUUUAUAUCAAUGUAAAUUAAAUAUCUUUAGGUUUUAGAUUGUUGGUUUGACAACAUGCAGUCUGAAGGUGUCACCUCAGACUCUGGGAAGUUGUGAUGGGCAUUUUUCACAAUUUUCUGACACUGUACUCUCAAUUAGGAUUUCACAUAAUAAGCAUAUCAGAUUAUAAAAUAAAAUGCACAGUUCUAGAUUGGUCUACCCAAUAACAAAUUAGAAUUGGCUCCACCUACACCACUUUUGGUGAUGGGCAUUUUUCAUUCUUUUCUGACAUUUCUACAAGGAACAAUUAAUCAAAUAAAAUGAUUUAGACCCAAAUAAUGUGGUGCAAACUUGUGGCUGUGUGAGCCUGAGUGACUGUACCCACCACUGGGUAGGUUGGUAACCCAUUUUGCACUAUGACUGUGAGUUUGCUUGAAGUCUUGCUCUUUAUAAUUAUUUCACAAAAUACAUUAACAGUAGGCUACAUACACAGCUGCUAAACCCCACCUUUGGUUUUUCCCUCUCCAUCUGUCAGUCAAGCCUUAAUCCCGCCCUCUCCCUGUCCGCAUGUCAAUCAAACUUCAACUCCGCCCCUUCACUGCCUGCUUGCACGUCGCGCAAAAAAACAGCAGCGACGGCCGUUGGGGGAAGAGAGUAAAUAGAGAGAGAAGCCUCAAGAUGGCUGACUCGCUGGGCAACGUUCACCUCACCGGAGCUGCGGCUACUGCGGUAGCCCCCGCGGUCGCCUCCGCCAAAAGCCCGCUCGUCAAGCCGACCGAGUCAAAGGGAGCCCCUGACAACCGCUCUCAGUCUUCCCGGGAUUUCAACCCGCCGCCGCCCAAGAAGGUCCGAGUCGAGGAGAGGAGCGUUAAACCCAAAAAACUCAGCAGGGAAACAGGAGUGGGAGGCAACGGUAGCGGCAAAGAGAAACUCCAGCAGCCCACGAAGCAGCAGAGUUAUGGCAGCAGCGCGGGUUUGUGGAGCUUCAGUCCGGUCAAGACGAGCAGCAACAACCCUCCGGUGCCUGCUACCGGUGGAUCUCAACCACCGACAAACACACACAAAGUCUUCAAACAGAGCGAUUUCUUUCUCCACAAAGCGCCUUCCACCUCCAAACCCAAGAAACCGAGUAAAGAUAAACAGCAGGAGAAAGAGAGGGAGAAGGGGAAAGGAGGCGGAGAGGAGAAAAAGAAACAUAAACUGAUGUUGACCUCCGGACCUGGGAGCAACGUUAGUAACAACAACGAUAUCAGCAGAUUUAAUUACAUUUCUGCAGUGAAGAGAGAAAAUGGGGAGGUCAUGUUGCCACCCAAAGAGCACUCCAACAAGGACAAGGCGAAGGAGAGAGACAGAGAGGAGAGGGAAAAGAAGAAGGUCAAAGACAGAGAGAAGGAGAAGGAGAAGAAGAAGCACAAAGUGAUGAACGAGAUCAAGAGGGAGAAUGGAGAAGUCAAGCAGCCAAUUAAAGAUGAAAAAGAGAAAGCCAAGAUUAACUCAGAGGAGUUGCAAAUUAAAAAAGUGAAGAAGAAAAAGAAGAAGAAACACAAAGAGGGGGAGAAACACAAACGAGUGAAGAUGUACCACCGCUCCUGCCAGACCAUUUGUGCUGGUCUACUUCUUCUCCCUUCUUCCUCUUCAUCUCCCACCUCCUCUUCCUCAACCACCGAUCCCACACACAACUCCUCUAUGUCUCCGUUCAAGUCCCCGCUACCGGUUUACCCUUCACCUAACAACAAAACCUCACUUCUCCUGCCCUCCUCUCCUCCUCUUGCCUCAAAAUCCCUCUUUAACUCUUCUCUUCACGACACUCCCAACUCUCCGUCGUCCUCCAUCACUACACCACUCCCUUCAACAGCCAAACAACAGCCGCAGUGCACCUAUCCCGGCAUGGCAGGUCUGGAGUUUGCCCCAUACAUCCACAUAGAGCACCAGCCUAAUGGAGGGGCGCUGGUGGCCCACGCCUACACCUCACAGCUCUCCUCUCUUUCAAUGGGCCAGAGGCAGAGAUUUGCCCAGGAGUUUGUCACCUUGGCGUUCAGCGAGGACUCAUCCCAGGCAGCUCAUUAUGUCAUGGGGAUCAUCCAUGGAGAAGCCAGCUACCUGCCUGAUUUCUUGGACUACUUCUCAACCAAGUUCCCAUCAGCUCCAGUCAAAAUGGAAAUACUGGGAAAGAAGGACAUAGAAACCACCACUAUGGCUAAUUUCUACACUCAGGUGAAGAAGACAUACAGUCACGGCACAUACAGAGCCGGGGCAAUGAGACAAAUCAGCCUGGUAGGAGCUGUGGACGAGGAGGUCGGGAAUUAUUUCCCAGAGUUCCUCAGCAUGCUGGAGGAGUCGCCCUUCCUGAAGAGGACUCUUCCAUGGGGAACGUUCUCCAGUCUGAGGCUGAUGAGUCCCACAGAGAGCGACGACGGUCCCAUAAUGUGGGUCAGACCAGGAGAACAGAUGAUACCUGUGGCUGAUAUACCAAAGUCCCCUUUUAAAAGAAAACGCUCCACCAACGAGGUGAAGAACCUGCUGCAGUCGCUGCCCAGGACCAGCGAGCCCAGAGAGAUGCUGUUUGAGGAUCGGACUCGGGCCCACGCUGAUCACAUCGGUCAGGGUUUCGAACGUCAGACCACGGCGGCCGUUGGGGUGCUGAAGGCCGUAUGCUCCGGAGAAGGCUCGGAGCCUCCUCGUGUAACCAAAGACGUAGUGUGUUUCCAUGCCGGUGAUUUCCCUUAUGUAGUUCAGAGGCUGCAGUUGGACUUACAUGAACCCCCGCUGUCUCAGUGUGUGCAGUGGGUGGAUGAUGCCAAACUGAACCAGCUGCGUCGCGAGGGCAUCCGUUACGCUCGCAUCCGCCUUUCCGACGAGGACAUCUACUUCAUCCCCCGCAACGUGGUCCACCAGUUCAAGACUGUAUCUGCCGUCUGCAGCCUGGCAUGGCACGUCCGCUUAAGGCAGUACCACCAAGGAGAGGCAGACGAGGAGGAGGAUGAAGAGGAGGAGGAGGAGGAGGAAGGAGAUGUGAAGGAAGAGCAGGAGGAGAAGAUCGUUGAGUCGAAGGAGAAGGAGACAGAAACCACAGAGUUGGGGGCAAAAGAAGAAGAGGAAGAGGAGAGGAGGAGAGAAAAGAAGGGUGAGAAAGGUGCGAAGGAGAGGAUAAAAGAGGAGAAUGAGGAUGCAGAUGUGGCAGAAAACAGAACUUUGCCAGUUGUCAAAAAGGAGGAACGGGAUCAUCAUCGUCCUCACUCUCAUCCUCAGCAUCCACCUCUGUUGCCUCAGCCUGCUCGCUCAGUGGACUCAAACGUGGGCGGUGCCAGAGACAAAGAGGAGGAGACUGAGAGGUUAAAAGGAGGAGCAAAACUCAAACCGCAGGAUUCACCUGCUGCUAAGGUGAAGACAGAACCUCCAGCUCCUCCUCUUUGCAAAAAUAAAUCACCUUCGCCUCUCCCUCUGUCCCCUCCUGCCUCUCGCCAUCCUCUUCAUCAGGACACAAAACCCAAAGUAUCAUCAAAGCCCCAUCAUCAUCAUCAUCAUCACCACCACCACCACCACCACUCGGACAGCAGAAUGACGUCUUCCAGUACAGCGUCCUCCUCCUCCUCUUCCUCUACUUCUCAUUCAGAUCCCAAAUCACCUCGUUCUCCAUCUUUUUCUAAGUCUUCCUCCUCCUCCUCCUCCUCUGCGCCUUCAGCUGGUUCCACUGAUACUCCUCCUUUGCGCUCCUCUUUUGCUGCUCCCAGUCCGUCUUCUUCUACCUCCUCUUCCGUUCCUGGUCUGUCCACAUCUUCCUCCACAUCAGCCUCCGCUACUUCUUCCCUGAGUAGUCCCAAGCCUAAAGCGGACUCGCAUCUCUCCACACUCCCUCCUUCCACCAUCUCGUCGUCUUACCAGCCGCCUCCCUCCUCUCAGUCAGACCAAGCGAAGGACAGAAACUCACUGCGUCCGAAGCCAGACGCUGAUUCAGACACACGGACACAAGUGCAGUCAGAGGUUCGAGCAUCACAGGGCUCACCUGCUGUGGGUGUACACACACACACCUCCCAAGCUGACGCACGGACACACACAGUAGCUGACACACGGACACAAAUGCUCCCAGAGAAAUGGACUCACAGUUCGGACUCCAGGACGUCGGCGGAUCCACAGAUACGUUCGCCACAGGACUCCGGGAGGCAAGGGAUUUACAUGCAGCAAUACACACCGCAGCAUCUCCCACCUCCUCCUCCUCACCUCCCUCAGAUGCUUCCCCCUUCCUACUCCCCUCUCCUGCCACACUCCCACCUCCCUCAUAGACCUCCAAUCCUCCCCCCAAAUCAGCUGUCCAAUCCCUCCCUCCCUGCACAGCCACAGACUCUUAACUCUUUCCUGAGUCAGAAACCACCUCCCCAUUCGGUUCACAUGAGCCAGCUUCACCUGCAUCCUCCACACCAACCAAACAUCACCACCCAGUCUCAACCGUAUUACCAGCCUCCCCUGAUCCCCUCCCCGCCUCAUCCAAACACUCCUCUCACCAGCUCGCAGUCUCUUCCUCCUCACCUUUCUCACCAUCACCAGUUCGCCAAGACCUUCUACCCUCCUCAGCACCCCCACUUCCCCUCUCACCCCUUCCUCCCCCCUCAGUCUUUCCUCUCUCAGCCACCAGGUUCUUACCCGCUACAACCGCAAUACCAAACCUCAGCACCAGCGCAGGUUCAGCUCUCUCUGUCACAGCCUUUCCCCCAUCCCCCUCCUCCUCCUUCCUCCUCGCAGACCCUGCCUCCCCUUCCUCCUCCUCUUCCCCCUCCUCUCCCCCCUCAGCCUUGCCCCUCUGUCCUCUCCCCGCCCCCAAAGCAUGAAGAGGAGCAGAGACAGAUUUUAUAGUAGUUUUUGUACAUAAUGAUGCUGUUUUUAAAUGACUGUAUAUGUACAAGGUUUUAUUUUGGUUGUGCUGUUGUAAAACAAUGUAAAAAGGAAAUAACGGGGAGGACAGUGAAGUGUAUCGGUAUGGACACAGAUUCGUAGUUUAUAAAGCAGAGUUGGACUUUAUUUACCCCACACCUCUUGACUGGACUGGUUUAGACUGUCCUGAUGCUUUGGUUGUGCUCUGGUUCAGAAAUAUUAAGCAGUUGUUGCAUGUACUGGUAGUUUUGGCCUUUAGUGAAGUAUGGGCGCGCCAAAAUCUGACACUGAAGAAGAGAUUUUCCAGGUUCAAGUCUGCCAAACUGCUGUCGUUCUUUUGAAGUGAGCAUAGCCCUUUUGAAUAUCAGAAUAUCUGAGAGCCGUCAGAGGUAGGAAGUGUCAGAUUUGUGACAGAUAUUUAUAUAAAAAAAGGUCAUGAUGACGACCUUUUUGUGAAACUUGCAGCUAAUGCUUCCAGUUUGUGGCUUUUUUUCUAGUAUAUUCUUUGUGCCCAAGACUGUUUCUGGAAUAAUGAUGGGUCAAACUGAUAUUAUACAAUACACAAAUGUAUUGAUGUGAUAUCACUACAUUUCCUUAACUAUAUUGUAUUGAUACAUCUUAAUCAAUACAGUAUAUUGCAGUAAUUUUCCCUAAUAUUGUAUUUUGAGCAAUAAUGCUCCGCAAUAAGCUGCUGAAUAUAAACCUGCAUUUCCCAGUUAUUGAUGUGGUGACAAGUAUCAGUAUUUUUAUUCAAAUUUCAAAGCGAUUGAUACACAGCCAGUAAUGUCCUGUUGAAUCAUGUUCAUUGAGUCAGCCUCCGUGAGGAGUGAUUAAAUGUAAUUAACAGGUAUCUUAAAUGAUUCUUCUAAUCAGUUGCAGUGUCUUAUUGCCCAAGAAGAAUAUUAGUGCAAUUAAAUGAAAAUAAUGCCCCGUAUAAAAUAGGACUGAGUAGGGUAAGCUACAGGCUACAGCCAGUAGCACUGUAGACAAUUACAUCAUAAGAAGAGUUGCAAUUUAAAGUAUUGAAAUUAUCUUGUACCCGUAGCCCUCAACACCAGUGGCAGAGCUCUCAGUGUAAUUUCGCUGUGUUUUUCAGUGUCUGUUGGAUGUCUACCAGGGUCUCCUAAUUUUGGAAACUGAGCACUUGCUGGUCAGCCAGGGAAGAAUUCAACCCAGCCAAGGCUGUUACACAGAAAGGCCUUGAGAGUCUCAGGAAAAACUAUUCAGGACACAUCCACGAAUACAUUGGUCUCCUGAGGAAAAAAAAACCUCAAAAUCUUAAUCACUGGCUAAAACCUGAUCCACUGAUUUUACUGGAGCUCUAAGAAAUCUUUCAGGGUCAUUGAAAUAUUGUUCAAUCUGCAGCAUUAUAUUAGCACCUAUGCAGCUACAUCAAGAGCUUGCCAUGAGGUAGAGCAAUAUCAUACAGAUUCAGUAUGUGAAGACUUCCCAAAUGUGACUCAGUAUGGCACUUUGUAACACAAAUACAUCAGCUGCAGUUUAACUACAGUUGAUAUUAUCGAAAACACAUUGGGUCAUGUCAGCUUAUCAACAAUUUCAGGUUCUUCCAGGAUUAUUGUUUUAAUACAUUCAGGCCUCAGCAAUUCUAUGAUAUAACUUUUUAUUCUGUGUGGACACUUUGAAAACAGAUGGUACACUGUUGAGAGUUUCAUUCUCAAAGCACUGUUUAUCUAUUUACCUGAAGUCCAGUUUCUCUACAGUGUGGAGUAUCCUGUCUAUAAAAAUGUUUUAUUUAUCAACCAGGGACUGAAGUGAACUCCUGUGUUUAAAACUACAAUAAAUUAUUGAAAUUGUUUUAGCAACAGCUAUGAAGACUGUAUGUUUUUUCCAAGUAUCUGAUUUUAGGAUCAAACUCUUCUGUCUCAGUGCUCAUCCCACAGUUGUGGAACUUUUGUUGUUGAGAGAAACUUGAUUUUUUCCUUUUUUUUUUUUUUGUUAUUGAUGUCUUGAUUUGACUUUAUCGCUAUUGGAGUACAGCCCAUCUGCUAAUGUAGCCCACAUCAUUUCCCCAGUGCCUGUCCUUAACUGUGAACUACUAAAUGGUCCAGAGCCAUAUAGAGAAGGAGUUCUGCACUUUCGUGGAAAUUUUUAGGAGUCCAAGUUUUAAGUUUUCACUGGAAAAUGAAAAUGAAGCCUUAAAUUGGUCCCUAAAGCCGCUGAAAACUCUCCAAAUAUCUGCGGUUUAAGUUGGGAUGGUUCAGUGGAAUGAUAUCCUGAAAGCAGGGUUGUGUUUUUCAUGAUUAGUCUGACCACAAGCCGUAGCUUCAGCUCUCUUGGUCAGUUUGCCUCAUAGGACUGAAUUUCAGAGACAGAACUCUUCACUGUGUGGCUCUGGAGAGAGCUAGGUGAUUAAGCACUUGAUGCCAGUUGCACGGCGCUCUGCAGCUCUUUUUAUGCUUUGGGGUUUCAGAUGUUACAAAAACAUGACAGGAACUUAUAUAUUUUUUGUACAAAUGUGACAAAAAUUAAGGUUGAAAACAAAAAAAAGUCUUCAGGGGCUAGUGUUGUUUUCACAGAAUUUAUUUAUCUCAAGGUUUUGGUUUGGUCUUUUUUUCUAUUUUGUUUCUGUGAUUUUUAACUGUCAGCACUGUAGUGUACAUAAGAAGUUUUGUAAAGAGGAAAAAACUUGUAGUGUGGUUUCUACUUUAAAUAUGAGCCGAGCUAAUAAAAGGUUCAAUGUAUGAAACUAUUGGGGUAAGAAUUGAUGCUUAUUGCUCUGGUUAAGAGCAUCUAUGUUUAAAAAUGUGUACUUUCAAGAAUUGAAUUGUUCAUGUAUUCUUGAAAAUUAGACAUUUACAAUGACAUUAAAUAACGAGUCAUUUUA